UCAAUUGCCCGGCGACGUGGAGCGAAUAAAGGCCGUAGCCUAUUUCUGACUGGGGCUUAUUUUUAACAUUGGAGACUGCCUUUAGUCUCACUUGUCUGCACGGCAGGUUGAUAAUUUAUUUUCUAGUUUGCUUGUUGCUCGUUCCUUUCGGGUUUGUGUUGCGUUUCUUUUAUUUGCGCUGUAAUGACAGGUGUUCAAGGUAAAGAGCCUACAGGAUGACGCCUUUCUCUCUGAUCGCUCGACGCAAAAGGUGCAUUAGUGAGGUCUGUGUCUUUGUUUUCCAAUGGUUUAUACAGUAGACAUCAGGCGACUCUCACGAGAAACAAACCAGCGCGACACCUAGACCCGGGAUGAGGACGAUUCCCGUCAUGAAAUUCGUCAUUAUUAAUAGGCAUUAAUUAAUCCUCUGGGGAAGUUAAUUGGCUAAGGGGGUCAUUUUGUUAAAUUGUGUAAUGUGCACUUGUAGUUCGUAGUGAUUUUGCUAGCUGUCCAGGUUUAGUAGGCUUCAGACAGAUUAUCAGCGGAGGAGAAGAAGUGUCUGUCUGGCAGAUAAAGAUGGUGUUUCGGAGUGAGGAGAUGUGCUUGGCGCAAUUGUUUCUGCAGUCCGGCUCGGAAUAUGACUGCAUUAGUGAGCUCGGGGAGCUGGGGCUGGUCGAGUUCAGAGAUCUUAACCCUAGUGUCAGCUCAUUCCAGCGGCGCUUUGUCAGCGAAAUCAAGAGAUGUGAGGAGAUGGAGAGAAUUCUGGGCUUCCUUUUGAGGGAGAUCCAGAAGGCUAAAAUAGCUGUUCCAGAGGAGGAUGAAAGCCCACUUGCACCUCCACCCAGACAAAUGCUUGAGAUCAUGGAGCAGCUUCAGAGGCUGGAGAUGGAGCUCAGUGAGGUGGCAAAGAACAAAGAAAAGCUUCAGCGGAACCUCUUGGAGCUCACCGAAUACACACACAUGCUGAAGAUCACCCGGACCUUUAUACACAGCCGCUCCAGACAUGAGGCUCUUGGUCCCCAGUAUGAAGAGUUUCCCACUAUGGAGACAGACUCAGUCACAGGAAGCACUGGUAUGCAAAGACUUGGAGCCAAGCUUGGGUUUGUUUCAGGACUUAUCCAACGGGUGAAGGUGGAGGCUUUUGAACGCAUGUUGUGGAGAGUGUGCAAAGGUUACACAAUCCUCAGCUACUCCGAAGUGGAUGAGAGCCUUGCAGAUCUUGACACUGGUGAAAUUAGCAAAAGCGUUGUGUUUCUCAUCUCUUUCUGGGGAGACCAGAUUGGACAGAAAGUUCAAAAGAUUUGUGACUGUUACCACUGCCACCUUUAUCCACACCCUGAGAAUGAUGAGGAGCGAGCAGAUGUGUUGGACAGCUUAAGAACACGGAUCCAAGACCUUAACAAUGUGCUUCAUCGCACUGAGGAGUACUUGAGGCAGGUUCUGCAGAAGGCCUCAGAGUCGGCUUACACAUGGGUUGUGCAGGUGAAAAAGAUGAAGGCCAUCUAUCACAUCCUCAACCUCUGCAGCUUUGAUGUCACCAACAAGUGUCUGAUUGCUGAGGUGUGGUGUCCCGUCAGUGACUUAGCAAACCUGAGAGCAGCCCUGGAAGAGGGUUCGAGAAAAGGUGAUGCUACUGUACCAUCUUUUGUGAACCGCAUCCCAAGCACUGAUACUCCACCUACGCUUUUAAGAACCAACAAGUUCACUACUGGGUUUCAGAGCAUUGUGGAGGCUUAUGGGGUGGGGGACUAUCGCGAGGUAAGCCCAGCUCCCUACACCAUCAUCACAUUCCCCUUCCUGUUUGCUGUGAUGUUUGGUGACCUCGGCCACGGGAUGGUAAUGAGCCUCUUUGCUCUAUGGAUGGUGCUGACUGAGAAGAAGCAGAAGAAGAAACGUUCCAGUAAUGAGAUAUGGGUAACAUUUUUUAACGGGCGUUACAUCAUCCUGAUGAUGGGGCUUUUCUCUGUCUACACUGGACUCAUUUACAAUGACUGUUUCUCCAAGUCUUUGAAUAUAUUUGGCUCUGGAUGGAGCGUUAAGGCCAUGUUUACAAAUCAGCAGUGGACAAACAAAACACUCCAAACAAACACUUUGCUCACGUUGGAUCCGAACAUCAGCGGGGUUUUCAGUGGACCAUACCCAUUUGGCAUUGACCCUAUAUGGAACAUGGCAGUGAACCGCCUGUCCUUCCUUAAUUCAUACAAGAUGAAGAUGUCCGUUGUCAUUGGAGUCAUUCACAUGAGCUUUGGAGUGGUGCUGAGUGUUUUCAACCACUUGCACUUCAGACAGAAAUUUAACAUCUAUCUGCUAUUCCUCCCCGAGCUACUUUUCCUUCUCUGUCUCUUUGGCUACCUGGUCUUCAUGAUUCUCUAUAAGUGGUUGGCAUUCAGUGCCCGGGACUCCAGCCAGGCUCCCAGCAUCCUCAUUCACUUCAUCAACAUGUUUGUCAUGCAAGGGAAAGAUAUCACCCCUCUUUACCCAGGACAGACUGGGCUGCAAAUAUUCCUGCUUGUGGUAGCUCUGCUGUCUGUUCCCGUGCUGCUAUUAGGAAAACCUUUUUACUUGUAUUGGUUGUACCGUGGAGGGAAAGGCCUGCGCAGACGCAGAGGUUAUGAGAGAGUGAGACGUGUAAGUGAGGAUGACAAUUCUGUUACACCAUCAUUUGAAGAGGAUGAAGAAGAAGAACUUGAUGAAGCGACCAGCAGAGAAACUCUUCCCAAACAGUUUGACUUUGCAGAUGUGCUCCUGAACCAAGCCAUCCACACCAUAGAGUACUGUCUGGGCUGCAUUUCUAACACUGCAUCCUACCUGCGUCUCUGGGCACUCAGUUUGGCUCAUGCCCAGCUGUCAGAGGUGCUGUGGGCCAUGGUGAUGCGCAUAGGCUUCAGGAUCACCACAAAAGUCGGGGUAGUGUUUUUGGUCCCUGUGUUUGGCCUCUUUGCUACUCUCACCGUGUCCAUCCUAUUGAUCAUGGAAGGCUUAUCAGCGUUCCUUCAUGCUCUCCGACUUCAUUGGGUGGAGUUUCAGAACAAAUUCUACCACGGAACCGGUGUCAAAUUUGUGCCCUUCGACUUCUCCCUUCUGCCCUCUGUUUUUGAGCAGGAUGGAUUGCUUUAAACCCUCAGACAUAGUGGAUGUGAGUGAAAGCAGAGUUUAUAGCAGGGAAGGACCUUACAAGUUGGAACAAUUCACACUGUGACAACAAACCUUCAAGAUACUGAACUGAAAGUCAUUCUUGUAGCAACGUUUUUCACCUUGAUGGUUUUUAAAUGUUAUUGGCCGUAAUGACUGCCUUAUUACCGUACCCAGCAAACCUCUGAAGAUUGGGAGGUUCAAAGUUUUUCUUCUGUUAAUUAUUUCUUUCUGUGGAUGAGAUAUUGCUCAGUACUCCCUGUCACACUGGCUGGGGGAAGUUAAAAAUGUUGUUUGCAUUGUGCGGUGUAAACUGGUUUUCUAUUCUUUGCAACAUAGCAUUCAAACAGUUUACACAGUGCAAUACAAAGUCAAGUUAAAACCAUAUCGAGCAUCCUGAUGUAGUGCCAUAGACAUUUUGUUCUGCUGAUGAUAUGGGGAUGCCUUUAGGGGUUUUUUUUUCUUUUAUAACUUCAUGUGCAGAAGAAAAGUUGCGUCAAAAUUUAAACACAUAAUAAACAUUAUAACCCUUUUAUGAGGCAUAUUUUCACACAGCACUUUGCAGAAAUGAUUGUAAAAUUGAAAGUUUUCACUUAUGACUGUGAUGAUGCCAAAUUAAAAUGUUUGCUGUUUGCUUAUUUACUUAUUAAUGCAUUCAUUUAAAUGUAACCUCCCCUGUAAUCAAUAGAAAAAUAUAAUAUACUUUAAAAAAGGCCGUGAAGCCUUCAGUCUGUCUUUGAUUAAACCGCUUAUUGCAUUUGUUAAUGAUGAUAAUUGAUGUUAUUUAUUUAAAUUAUUGUCUGUACAAGAGUCUAAUAUUUUAUCUUUCUGAUGUGUUGAAUAAAGGUUUUGGG
Messenger RNA from Melanotaenia boesemani (Boeseman's rainbowfish), 3965 nucleotides. It is a transcript of the gene atp6v0a2a, whose product is annotated as ATPase H+ transporting V0 subunit a2a. Lineage: Eukaryota; Metazoa; Chordata; Actinopteri; Atheriniformes; Melanotaeniidae. The record is from RefSeq and is a predicted model, not a curated record. Gene Ontology annotation, biological process: proton transmembrane transport; vacuolar acidification. Gene Ontology annotation, molecular function: proton-transporting ATPase activity, rotational mechanism; ATPase binding. The transcript has 20 exons. The coding region runs from base 556 to 3096 and encodes 846 amino acids. Gene Ontology annotation, cellular component: plasma membrane; vacuolar proton-transporting V-type ATPase, V0 domain; vacuolar proton-transporting V-type ATPase complex.